This is a messenger RNA of Electrophorus electricus (electric eel), 3147 nucleotides long. RefSeq lists its product as uncharacterized. NCBI's taxonomy places the organism in Eukaryota, Metazoa, Chordata, Actinopteri, Gymnotiformes, Gymnotidae. The record is from RefSeq and is a predicted model, not a curated record.
GCCCAUGCAUUUCUACGGGCGAUACCCGCCGCCCGCCAUUUUGGGAGUCAGAAUAUUAAUCUCGGCGGUCGAAGACUGAACGCUGGCGCAGCGUCUGGCCUUCCUAAUAUGGUGCACACGUGCGUGGUAGCAGGCUGUCGGAACAGGAGGACGCCUGGCACCACGCUGUCCUUCUACAGGUUUCCGCGCGACCCAGAGAGGAAGCAGCGGUGGAUCGCCGCCGUGAAUCGCGAGGGCUGGGUACCGAACGAGGGCAGCAGACUCUGCAGCACGCACUUCAUAUCAGGUAAACAGGUAAAGAAUCCUCGGUCUCCAGACUAUGUUCCCUCUGUUUUCACGUCUGCCCCGCUAUCCCCAAACAUACAGGAAGCCGCAGCCUUUGAACCCUAUGACAAACAGGAAGCACACGUGGAGGCUGCCAAUGCUCUUCUUUACCUGCAAGGUCAGGGGCGCUUGGAUGAAGACCUUAGCCAUCUCCGGUGUCGGCCGGGUCCCGAACGCACUAAAUCCUCGGUAAACAGUGAUGACGAAGAAAAGGAGGACGAGGAUGACGACGGUGGUGGUGGUGAUGACGAUGAGGAUGAGGAUGAAAGUGUAUCCGAAAGCGAAAACGUGUGCAAAGGGGAUAAGGCGCUCGGAAACAGUACCGUAAAGUCACUCAACUACGAGGCCUGUCUCAACGCCCUGCGGAAAGAGAAUAUGGAACUGAGGGAAUCGUUAGAGAAGAUGUCCCUUUCUGAAGUUGCUUUCAGGAAUGACCCAGAAAAGGUUCAGUUCUAUACAGGGUUGCCAAACUAUUUUGUGUUGGAGACUGUUAUGUGGCUUCUUGUUCCACACAUGAAGAGUGAAAAAAAUGCAAAGCUUUCGAAAUUCCAACAGUUGCUUCUGACAUUAAUGAGACUUAGACUUGAUCUUAAGAAUCAGGACUUGGCCUACCGUUUUGGAGUUAAAGUGGCUACUGUAACCAGGACGGUUCAUCGAAUCAUUAGCAUCAUGUUUACCACUCUGGUGCCCACGGCUGUGUUCUGGCCUUCCAGAACGGAACUGCGGAAGAACCUCCCCGCCGCAGUGAGACAGACUCAUCCAGACUGCGCUGUGAUUCUAGACUGCUUCACGGUGUCUCUGGAAAAAGCAGUCAGCGUGGACGCAAACCGUCAAUCACCGACGGAGACAGCAGAGGUGGUCAGGCAUUUGUCACGGCCCACCUCUGUUAGUGAGCUCAAAUAUGUGAUCGGCGUCGCCCCCCAGGGGGUGGUCAUGUUUGUUUCCAGGGGGUCACCUGGCAAUGUUAGCGAUAAGACUUUGGUAGAAAGCUGUGGUCUCCUUUGUAAGCUCUUGCCUGGUGACGUUGUGCUAGCUGAGCGUGAUUUUGACAUUGGUGACUUAGUGGGUGCUCGCAAAGCUGAGCUCAAAAUCACUAACGAUCAUAGUAAGAUGUUUAAAAAUGACCAAAACCCGAGAGAAGAGGCCUCGCUAAUCUCUGAGGAAAGGAUGAAUGUAUACAGGCAUGUGGGGAGGGUGGUACAAAUGGUCAAGAAAAGAUAUUCUAUGCUGACCGGACCAGUGGAGAGUCCCUUUACAGUUAUAGACCGAAGCUCAAAUGUGACCACUUUUGACAAAAUAGUACAGGUUGCCUGUGCCUUAAACAACCUGUGCAUUUCUGCUGUGCCACUAGAGUGACUUGUAUCACAGAACACGUAAACCACCGGGACGGGAAAUAAUGUUACUUGAGGGUUCACACUUUACAGACCUUUUUGAUGCUCUUGGUGACGCUCAAAUAUAUUUUUGCCUUGUGUUGUUAUGCUUUUUUUUAACACUUAUGGUAGGUUUUUUAAGGCAUUUUGGGUGAACACUGCACAUGCUUUCUCUAAUGCACAAAAACCUAAAACCUCGUCUUAUCUUUAAAUAUUUGGAGACGAAAAUGAAUCUGUCAGAUUUACCGACCAGCUGUGUGGUGGCCAGUGCAGGCGGAAUGGAGAUUUUACUAUAUUACGUUCUAACAUCUGUCUUGAGCUAAUUGGCGAUGCCAGAUAGUUGGAACCAAAAUCCCGGGGCCGAUUUUCCUUUGGGAGCCUGGACUGUGCACCUCGCUGUGCAGAGGUGAUCAGAUUUGUUGGCCGUGAGGGUUCCCAUGCCACAUACCGUUUCUGUCUCCUGACUAAAGACCCAUGUGCAGGGGUCCCCUAGUCAUCCUAAGGACCAGCUUACGUGUUUAUCGUAUGUAUCUUAAUGUGAGGCUGACUUAAAUGAGGUCCUGGGCUAAUGGACUGAAUUUGUUGAUACUUUGGUUUGACAUGGGUCAUUAUACACAUAGACUGAUAUGACUGUGAUGUGUUCUUGGGCAUAUUACAAUAUCGCUGUGGUACAAAACAUGCCCUCUAGCCAGAAACAAUGUUAGCUGUCCCCAGGUCCUAGUGCCUUAUCCUUUACAAAGGCAAUACUGUGUUGUCAAACCCGCUGGUGUUUUUUUUUACAUUUUUUUAAAAUGGGUGUAUGUUCUAUUAUUUGUAUCAAGCUGAUGGUCUUUUAUUACAUUUUAAUGACUGUUGGCUCCGUCACUUCAUCCUCAGUUGCCGUUCCGUGUUAGUGCCAUGCUGAUAAGAUAUUGUAAAGGCAUACUAUGUUUCCUUUCACUGUAAUUCCUUCUAACACUGCUGCAUGCUAUGUUUACUUUUUGGUAGAGACUGUAAUUUGUGCGUGCGUGUGUGUAUGUGUGUGUCAGCACAUGCUGAGGUUGGGCAUUAUAAAUGAAUGAAUGAGCUGUAUCUGACACUGGCUAUCUGACACUUCAUGUUAUUGGUGUUUCGUUCUGUUCUCACGUAACAUGCUUCAUUGCAUUAGCUUGCGUGUUUGUACAUAGUGCUGGAAACGUACAUGGUGCACUCAGAUAACAGAUUGUAGGCAGAUGUGUGCAGAUGGCCGAUGCAGCCAUUAUUUACCCCGCAUUACUGCAUAUGUGAUGUGUAGAUAGGUUUUGCACAAAAUAAUCACUCAAAAGCACUUUUUCCCCUUCUGUUAUUUCUCGUUUUGUAAAAUGUGCAAAAGUGUGCUUAUAUGAAGUUCACAAACACUGUUAUUCUGUAAUGCAGUAUCCUGUUUAUUAAAUAUACCCUGUGCAUAUCUAGUCAUAAAAUAUUAUGGACUCUG